GACUAAAGCUUGGACUCCUGCCAUCACAUCCAGAGGAGGCGGGUUUGCAGCUACUGGCGAGUAGAAAGAAGGUUUUUUUAUCAGUCAGCAUGUGAACAUAUUACUGCAGCAGCAUGCGUUUCCUUGAAAGUUCUACCUGCAGGACACUAAAAGCAGCAACGGGACGUUCAUCAACAGCCAGAGGUUGAGUCGUGGCUCAGAAGAGAGUCCGCCCUGCGAAGUCCUCUCCGGAGACAUCAUCCAGUUCGGCGUCGACGUCACUGAGAACACACGUAAAGUCACUCAUGGCUGCAUCGUGUCAACUAUCAAACUCUUCCUACCUGAUGGGAUGGAGGCACGCCGACGAAGCGAUGUCAUCCAGGCUCCGUUACCACUACCUGUAGACAAGGUUGCAGCCAACACUCCCAGUAUGUAUUCUCAGGAACUGUUCCAGCUCUCCCAGUAUCUACAGGAGGCCUUACACCGAGAACAGAUGUUGGAGCAGAAGUUAGCCACUCUGCAGCGUCUGUUAACCAGCACUCAGGAGGCCUCGGAGAGCAGCUGGCAGGCUUUGAUUGAUGAAGACCGUUUGCUCUCCAGACUGGAGGUGAUGGGGAGUCAGCUACAGGCUUACUCCAAGUCUCAGACGGAGGAAGGGAUCCGUAAGGAGCUCUUGGCUCUGCAGGAGGACAAACACAACUACGAGACGACGGCGAAGGAGUCCCUGAGGAGAGUCCUGCAGGAGAAGAUCGAGGUGGUCAGGAAGCUGUCGGAGGUGGAGCGCUCGCUCAGUAACACAGAGGACGAGUGCACCCAUCUGAAGGAGAUGUCUGAGAGGGGCCAGGACGAGCUGAGGGAGCUCGCCAACAAGUACAACGCUGCCGUCAACGAGAUCAAAGAGCUCACUGACAAAAUUAAGGCAGCGGAGGGCCGGCAGGAGGAGCUGACUCAGCGGGGAGCGACGGAGAAGAGGGAGAUGGAGCUGCGGAUCGAGGAGAUGGAGGAGAAGGAGCAGGUUCUCCAGGCUCGCAUCGAGGCUCUGCAGGCAGACAACGACUUCACCAAUGAGAGACUUGCCGCCCUGCAGGUGCGGUUAGAGCAGCUACAAGAGAAAAGCAUUAAAGAAAACAACAGUCUGGAUAUCGACAAUGUCUCCCACGGACCGGUAGAGGAGCCUGUCGAGGACAAACAGAGCCUGCAGAAACCUGAGAGCCAGGAGGAUGACGAGGAUGAGGAGGAUACAGACACUGAUGAUGGUGCAGUUGGGGAAGAUGAAGCUACUGAUGACAACUGUCAUGUUAACAGCGGAGGAGACUCGACUAGAAUCCAACAGUUGAUUGAGUGUCCGCCUGUCAAACAGCUGAAGGAAACUGUAAGUUCUUCAAUCCACAAACUGGCCAACUUUGAUGAAGUGAUGGAUGCUCAUCUACAGAACAACCAGACAGCAGAAGACGACAUCCUGGCCAGCCCCGAUCGACUCAAAGGGAAUCAGAUGGAUGCCAAAGAGUCAGACAUGUCAGACACGCUGAGUCCCAGCAAAGACCGCAGCAGUGACGACACGUCAGACGGCAACAUGGACGACCAGGAGCUGAAUGAACCACAGAACAGAGUAGCUCUGCUUAAAGCUGAGUUACAUCGGGCGGGUCUAGAGCCUGGAGACACGGAGCAGGUCAUCCACCAUCUCCACAGAGAGCUUCUGGAGGCCCAGGAAUUAGCCAACACCGGCAAGCAGAAAUGUCUGGAGCUACAAGCUCUGCUGGAGGAUGAGAGGAGGAGUAACUCUCAGCAGACCGAAGAGUCGACCAAACAGAUCCAGUACCUGCAGACUCAGCUCGGGAAGCUGCAGGCUGACAUGGAGGCACUGAGGGAGCAGAGGGAGAGCACCAUCUGCAGCACCAGAGAUGAGCUGUACUCUGCACAGGAGGAGAUUCUCGUUCUGAGGCACGCCAUGGAGGCAGCCACGGCGGAGCGGGAGCGUGAGAUCGCCGCCCUGCAGGCCGAUCUGGGCAGCGUGCGAACCGAGCUGGAGCACUGGAGGAGCACGGCCGCCAAGUACGAGGAGGAGAUCAGCCGGCUGCAGGAGGCCUUCACACAGCAGCAGCAGCAGGAACACACCGCCAACCAGCUGCAGACGGAGUGCAGUGCGCUGCAGCAGCGAUGUUUGUGUUUGCAGCAGGACUGUGACGGCCUGAGAGCUGAAAGGAAAGCUCUUAUGGAAAAACUGCACCGCCUGGAGUCUGAGCUGAGCAGCACCAGGGAGCAGAGUGAGGUCCUCAGCAACAGUCUGGAGUCUCUGGAGAAGAGGAAGGACGUUCUGCAGGACCAAUUGGGUUCGCUGGAGAACCAACACCUACAGGACGAAAGCAGGCUGAUGAGCCAGCUGGACCAGGCCCAGGCCCGCACACACACACUGCAGAAAGAGUAUGAAGACACACAGUCUCAGCUGUUGGACCUUCGUCAGCGCUAUGAGAAAACAGAGCAGGAGAAGCUGAACAUCCACCAGGAGCUGGAGCAGUGCAGGAGCAGCCUGAAGUUGCUGCAGGACAAGACCAGCUCCCCAUCCAUAUUGCAGCCUGUCCAAGCCAUAUUCAUGGGCCUUGUCCUGGCUCUGCUCUACUGGUGUUUCGGCCAGUUGUGGUAGAAAGAGCGGCUGGAGCCCCUGGAUGCCGGUCAUCGCAGUGAUGGUCGCCGUGACGGCAGCCGUCCUCUACCCCAACCUCUCCAAGAGCAGCUCCACUUAGGACGGACACACACACACACACACACACACACAUAUAUAUACGCACACACAAACACACACACAGAGAGAGCGCUGUGAGGAGAGCAUCACUGCUUACUUACUUGUAUAAAGUUUAAUUGUACAUAAUUGUAGAGGGAAUAUAAAGGUUGUGGUUUCUACAGA
Scomber japonicus (chub mackerel) is the source of this 2881-nucleotide messenger RNA. RefSeq names its product sarcolemma associated protein a (gene slmapa). Gene Ontology annotation, biological process: regulation of membrane depolarization during cardiac muscle cell action potential; regulation of voltage-gated sodium channel activity; protein localization to plasma membrane. NCBI's taxonomy places the organism in Eukaryota, Metazoa, Chordata, Actinopteri, Scombriformes, Scombridae. The record is from RefSeq and is a predicted model, not a curated record. The transcript has 26 exons. The coding region runs from base 329 to 2620 and encodes 763 amino acids.